AGAACUGCAAUUAUGCUGGAGAGGCUGCAGGAGCGUUGAACAGUUCUUUCCCAGUUCUUUUGAUUUUUGUUGCCUCUCCAUGAGUUCCUGUCCUGUUUAGAUCAGUGUCUUUUUACUUUUUAUUUGUAGUGUGCAUGGUUCUGAGGAUACUAGGAAAAUGUGCUGAAGGUUCACUGUGAGGCAUGGCUAUUUUUGUUAGAAGCUGAUACUUUAGACUGAGCUUUAAGUGGUGCCUCUGGAAGACCUUGGGUUGCUUUGGGAGGGCAGGAUUCUGCAGAGGAAACAGACACUUCAGAGGGGCACAAAAGAAGAAGGAACACAAUUAGACAAAGCAGAGGAGCUCCCUCCUUCUCAUUCUGCAGCUCCUGCCAGAGCCAACAACCCAGAAGUACAAUCUAAGCUGCCACAGUAGAUCUUGUCCACUUUAACAGAGUAUCUCUUACCAUCAUCAUGGCCGAGAUUACAGCAGAAGGACAUAUGUCUACAACUACGACAAUAAUAGAUGGUAAGAACGGAUCUGUUCCUUCAUCAUCCAUGAAAGUGGGCAAGAAAUCAGUUACAGAAGACCUCGUGACAACAUUCAGCUCACCAGCAGCAUGGCUUCUUGUUGUUGCUCUGAUUGUUACCUGGUCAGCAGUAGCUAUUGUAAUGUUUGACUUGGUGGAUUACAAAGACCUUGCAGCUAUAGACACCUAUUCACAACAUUGCGACGAUCCCUGUUUACCGCCUGGAAGAUCUGUUAACAAGCUCAGCACAGAACCACUGAGAAUCAUUCAUGAGACACUGGAAGAAUCCACUGAUUGGAUUUACGGCUUUUUUUCUUUACUAUCUGACAUCGUAUGGAGUGAUGAUGAUGAUGAGAGCGAUGAAGGUACUUGUAAUGUAAAGACUUCUAUAACUGCUCUGUUGUUUUACAUGCAUUAUGUUGGCUUAGCUUUUAACCUCACAGACAAGGUCAAACAAAAUGAAAAGUAA
Molecule: messenger RNA, 975 nt
Organism: Empidonax traillii (willow flycatcher)
Lineage: Eukaryota; Metazoa; Chordata; Aves; Passeriformes; Tyrannidae
Product: triadin-like
Exons: 4
Coding region: 451-975 (174 amino acids)
Cellular component (GO): membrane; sarcoplasmic reticulum
Molecular function (GO): signaling receptor binding
Source: RefSeq, a predicted model, not a curated record